CCUGUGGCUGCUUAUCGGGUAACCAGAGCCGGCAGCUUCGUCCACGCCUGAAACAGGAAGCCCAGGCCUGUGCACGAGCCACCGAGAGCCGGGGGCAGAGGAUGGAGGAGCAGCGGGCGCUCGUGGCUGCCAAGGACGGGGAUGUGGCCACCUUGGAGCGGCUGCUGGAGGCUGGUGCCCUGGGCCCGGGCAUCACUGAUGCCCUGGGGGCCGGCCUGGUACACCAUGCCACCCGGGCUGGCCACCUGGACUGCGUCAAGUUCCUGGUGCAGCGGGCCAAGCUGCCCAGCAACCAGCGGGCCCACAACGGGGCCACGCCAGUGCACGAUGCUGCCGCCACAGGCAGCCUGGCUGAGCUGCGCUGGCUCAUCCGCGAUGGGGGCUGUGGUCUGCAGGACCAAGAUGCCUCAGGCGUCUCCCCACUACACCUGGCUGCCCGCUUCGGACACCCGGUGCUGGUGGAGUGGCUGCUCCACGAGGGCCACUCGGCCACACUGGAGACGCGGGAGGGGGCCUUGCCGCUGCACCAUGCCGCUGUCAGCGGGGACCUGACCUGCCUGAAGCUCCUGACAGCUGCGCACAGCAGUGGCGUGAACCGGCGGACGCACAGCGGCGCCUCCCCGCUCUACCUGGCCUGCCAGGAGGGCCACCUGCACCUGGCGCAGUUCCUGGUGAAGGACUGCGGCGCCGACGUGCACCUGCGCGCCCUCGACGGCAUGAGCGCGCUGCACGCGGCUGCCGCCCGUGGCCACUACUCGCUCGUCGUGUGGCUGGUCACGUUCACUGACAUUGGCCUGACAGCGCGGGAUAACGAGGGUGCCACGGCCCUCCACUUUGCAGCCCGAGGCGGCCACAUGCCCAUCCUAGACCGACUCCUACUGAUGGGCGCCCCCAUCCUGAGAGACUCCUGGGGUGGGACCCCCCUCCAUGAUGCAGCAGAGAACGGGCAGAUGGAGUGCUGCCAGACCCUGGUUUCCCACCAUGUGGACCCCUCCCUGCGGGAUGAAGAUGGUUACACAGCAUCAGACCUGGCAGAGUACCAUGGGCACCAGGACUGUGCCCAGUACCUGCGGGAGAUGGCCCGGCCGGUGCCGCUCCUGAUGACACCCCCACCACCACCGUUUCCCCCACCUCCACUGUCAGCUGCACGGUGCUCUCUGCAAGAUGAAGGAAGAGGGGGUGCAGGUCUCAGGAGCCCCGCCUCCGCAUCUCUCAGCCCAGUCUGGCCUGACCAGCCCAUCCCAAGGGAGCAAAUGACCUGCACCACACCCCCGAGGAUCACCACCAGCACCACGGCCACCCCCACGGGGACAUUGGUGGUGGUGGCCGGGGAUGCCCCGGAUGGCCUGGCUGCGCUGCAACUGGAUGAGCUGCCCUCUGGUGACAUUGAUGGGCUGGUGCCUACAUGGGAUGAGCGCGGCCGGCCCAUCUCCCUGCUGACCCUGCCUUCCUAUACCCAGGACGACGGCGGGGGCUCAAACCCUGCAGAGCAGGCAGCUUGGCGGUACUCGCAGACCCACCAGGCCAUCCUGGGCCCCUUUGGGGAGCUGCUGACCGAGGACGAUCUGGUGUACCUGGAGAAGCAGAUCGCAGACCUGCAGCUCCGGCGCCGCUGCCAGGAGUACGAGAGUGAGCUGGGCCGGCUGGCAGCUGAGCUGCAGGCCCUGCUGCCCGAGCCCCUGGUCAGCAUCACCGUCAACAGCCACUUCCUGCCCCGGGCGCCUGAGGCUGAGGAGGUCCCGGCCCCAGCAGAGCCCGCAGACCCUGCAGAGGCCCCGGAGGCUGGCCCCGGUGGGCAGCCCCUGCCCUUCUGGUGCAGCCACAUUGCCCGCCUGGUGCGCAGCAUGUCCCUGCUGCUGAAGGGCAUGAAUGGGCUGGUGCAGGGCGAGGAGAAGCCGGCCGCUCGGCCCCCGCAGGACCCCUGCAGGAAGGCCCCCGCCAGCCCGCCUCGGAGUGAAGCACAACGUGAGAUCCAGGAGUGGGGGGUGUCCGUGCGGAUGCUGCGUGGCAACUUCGAGUCAGCCCCGGGCCCACCCUGUGGCUCCAAUCCCAGCCCCUGUGAGCUGGGCAUCCAGCCCGGGCAGUGCCCGAGCGGCUGCUGGCCAGCCUCCACAAAGCCCCGAGGUCCGAUCGGAGGGGAGCCCGGGCCAGGGGAUGCAGAGGAGGCCAGCGACUCGGGCAUCAGCUGCGAGGAGGCCCCGUCGGAGGCCGGUGCGGCGGCCGGCCCGGACCUGGCCAGCCUGCGCAAGGAGCGCAUCGUCAUGCUCUUCCUCAGCCACUGGAAGAAGUCAGCCUAUACACCAGCCCUCAAGACGGCGGCCUGCAGGACCCUGGAAGCCCGCCGCACAGGGCCAAGGGGACAGGAGGUGACCAGGGGACCUCGGCCGCCCUCCCCACCGCCCAGCGAGGGCCCCCGGCUGGGCCACCUGUGGCAGCAGCGCAGCGCCAUCACCCACCUGCUGGGCAACUGGAAGACCAUCAUGGCGCACGUGCCGGCCCGGCAGCUGCGGAGGCUGAGCCGGCGGCCCCGCGGCUCCCUGUCCCCCGAGCAGUUCCUGCCCCACGUGGACGGGGCACCCGUGCCCUAUGACAGCCUCUCGCUGGAUCUCUUCAUGCUGGGCUACUUCCAGCUCCUGGAGUGCGACCUGCCUGCCGAGGAGCGCAAGAUGCGCCACUUGCUCUGCUUCGAGGUCUUCGAGCACCUGGGUGCCCAUGGCUGGGAGGCCGUGCGCGCCUUCCACAAGGCCGUGACCGAUGAGGUGGCUGCCGGCCGCCGAGCCUGGACAGACGGCUUUGAGGACAUCAAAGCCCGCUUCUUCGGCUCCAGUCGGGGCCCUGCCUGGGAUGCCGAACCCGGUCGCAAGACGGGCCUGACCCCACUUGGGCCCCUGCCGCAUGCUGCCGUCCCCAGCACUGAGCCCACGGCACAGCGGCUAGUGUCUGGCUCCCAGCGGGGCAGCUUCAACAGCGAGGACAUCUGCGGCUACAUUGACCGAAGCUUUGCCUUCUGGAAGGAGAAAGAAGCCGAGAUGUUCAACUUUGGAGAGUGA
This is a messenger RNA of Carlito syrichta (Philippine tarsier), 3050 nucleotides long. RefSeq names its product espin like (gene ESPNL). The transcript is spliced from 9 exons. Bases 102 to 3050 code for a protein of 982 amino acids. Gene Ontology annotation, cellular component: cytoplasm. Lineage: Eukaryota; Metazoa; Chordata; Mammalia; Primates; Tarsiidae. Gene Ontology annotation, molecular function: actin filament binding. Gene Ontology annotation, biological process: actin filament bundle assembly. The record is from RefSeq and is a predicted model, not a curated record.